This is a messenger RNA of Plectropomus leopardus (leopard coralgrouper), 1456 nucleotides long. It is a transcript of the gene commd5, whose product is annotated as COMM domain containing 5. The record is from RefSeq and is a predicted model, not a curated record. Gene Ontology annotation, cellular component: nucleus. Lineage: Eukaryota; Metazoa; Chordata; Actinopteri; Perciformes; Serranidae.
GCGGAAGCUGUCACAUAAACAGAAAACUAGCACAAAGCUGGAGCACAAACGUACUAAAACACACUUACAUUUGUCAUUUUGCCAUUUAUUUUCCGAGCAUACAGCAUAUUAGCGCAUGGUGAGUCAUGUCAUCAAGCCAUACAAAGGACUCUAGCUUUUUAGGAGGCAGGAUACCUCCUGAAAUCGAGUCAAUGUCGAAAAACCUGAAGGAUGUGGACCAAGAGAUGUUCAGGAAAAUACUGAAAGCUGUGGUGAGCGCCCUGGAGGGGAAGGACUGCAGAGAGGUGAUGAAGACUAUAGCAGAGGCCAGCAGCAUCCCACAGGACCGACUCAGUCACAUAGUAGCCGGGAUGUACAGAGUGCUGUCUGAGGCCAUCCGCAUCCCCACAUCAUCACUCAAACAGGAGGCCUUUAGAGAAGAUCUCAGAGAGCUGAGGAUACCUGAAGAAUUUAUCACAGAUUUCUCCAGUGUGGUUUUUGGCAGCAGGCGUGCAGCUCUAGAUGCAGCAACCUCCCAGAAUGAUCCACAACUUCCCACAGUGGAAGACUUUAAAUGGAGAGUGGAUGUUGCCAUUUCGACAAGCUCUUUAGCCCGGGCUCUGCAGCCGUCUGUUCUGAUGCAGAUGAAACUAUCAGACGGGAGCUUGCACCGCUUUGAGGUGCCUGUGUCUAAAUUCCAGGAGCUCCGGUACAACGUGGCUCUGAUUCUCAAAGAGAUGAACGAUCUGGAGAAGAGGAACAUUCUCAAAAUCCAAGAUUGAUUGACCACACUGGCACGAUAUUUAAUGAAGCUGUAAGCCUCUUGACUUCCUUUUGGAAAGUUAGUGGAAUUUUGUAAGUUGUGCCAAUUGCUUCUCAUUUGAAUCAUUUAUCAUAUGAUAUGAUAAAAAUAAUCUGCCUGUCAUAAUGUUAUGAUGUGAUGCUGUUGGCAUCCAACAUAUUUGACUGUUGACAGAGUGAUAAGAAUAGUUAGUCAGCUGGUGUCAGUGACAAAAAGACUCACAGACUGCAUUUCAAACUCUAUCACCCUCGUCCUUACCUUGAUGCAAACUGUACAUAUUAGCAUUAUUCAAUUUUAGAGAUUGCUGAGAGAUUUGAGACAGCUGCAAAGCGUCCAGUGUGCCAAAACACAAACGCAGUAAAGUGAGCUCUCAGAUACUCUCUCACUGAGAAGCCCUUCUUAACCGGAGUCUUGUGAUCUGCUCGGUUUGAGAGUGAACAUUUUGUUCACAUGCUUCUGAAACACGAGGAUGUGCAAGUCAAAGGAUGAACGAGGAAGAUUUUUUUUCCUACUCAUGUUUUUGUACAUAUAAUUCAAACCAGUGACAGAACAAAGGAGCACUAUUGUAUAAAAAGUGCAAUGAUGAUUUUUUUAUUUUGUAUGUUUUCCUAACUAACAUCAAUAACUUUAACCUCUCCAACCACAUGUAUCUAAUAAAAUCUGUCUAUUCCUGCA